This is a messenger RNA of Stylonychia lemnae, 2562 nucleotides long. The record is from the annotation of a GenBank genome assembly. NCBI's taxonomy places the organism in Eukaryota, Ciliophora, Spirotrichea, Sporadotrichida, Oxytrichidae.
AUGAUAAUUUAGAGUCCUACUCCAAAGGGAUUUUAGGAGGAUGAAGAAUUUAAUAAAAUGGAUAAGAAGCUUUAUUCUAGUGCUUUAAGUAGCUACCAUGAGGAUUCUCAUCCAAAGGAUCUGCAAGAUAAAAGCAUUAAAAAUUCACCUGGAACGAAAAGCAGCAGCAAGAAAUUAGGUUAGUUUUGCACUGAAUAACAUUAUAGAGUUAAGCUAAGAAAAAAACAGAAGAAAAUCUUACUAUCCUAGAGCUAUGGAGCUAUCAAGAGUUUAAUCAUUAGAAAAAGUAGCAAGCAAAACAACAAAAACAUACUAAAAUGCCGAAAUCGCGAUGCAACUUCAUCUGAAGAGGAAGAAUUUAACGAAGAUGACUAAAAUAUUCCGUUAAUAGCUAAAUUGGCUACAGCUUAAUUUCAUAAAUUAUCAAAGAUUAGAGAAAAAAUUAAAAAGCAAGGCGAUAUUGAAUCUUAGGAUCUGAUUCUCAAACAGAGGGCUGAAAAAAAGAAGUAUUAAUAUGUACUUUCAUAUCGAGAAAAUAUAAAACUCCUAUGGGACGCUUUCAUUAUUUGUCUUGCUUUGAUUGUGCCAAUAAUGAACAGUAUAUGCGUAUCAUUAGACCCGCCUUUUAGAAGAACUGCUGGUUUUCCAGCUAUAAACCUCAUUGUUGAUUUUAUUUUCCUCCUUGAUAUGAUCUUAAUCUUUCGAACAUCUAGGCUUAAUUUUUUACUGGGAGAAGAAACUAAUGAUCCUUAUUAGCUAGCGCUUAUCUAUAUAAAAUCAUAUAGAUUUUGGGUAGAUAUACUCAGUAUAAUACCAUUUGAAAUGUUUGAUGAUAAAGACUUGCUAAUUUUGUUCAGUAUGCUAAAAAUUUUUAGAAUUGGCAGGUUCAAUAAAAUCCUUCAGAAUACCAAUCUUAUCUCCUAGAGUGUAGGUUCUAAAUUCUAUGAAAUCGAUGAUGAUCUCUUUAAAUACGCUACUCUGAUCCAUUACUCGGUGCUAAUGUAUUUAAUCAAUGAGACGUCUCCCACAGUAUUAUAUGAAAGACAAUUUGUGCAAGUUGUAGCUAUUAUAUCAGCGAUAGUUAAUGCAAUUAUAUUCGGCAAUAUUACUGUGCUUGUGUCUGAGUUAAAAAAGAAGGAAAAUGAAAUUCAAGAAAACUAGGAUGCUGCUUCCACUGCAAUGACUAAUCUAGAGUUACCAAUAGAUCUGAGAAUAAGCAUUUAAACACAAAUGUAAGUACUCUAGAGUACUAGGGAUGAACCAGAAGAAUUGCAAGUAUUUUUAAAUAGUAUUUCAGCAAGUAAGAGGCUAAAAGUUUAAGUUUGUGUUAUGAACAGAGAACUUAGAAAUAACAAACUCAUUAUUGGUAUGGCUAAGAAGAAGUUUGAUGCUUUCAUUGAGUUUAUGGUCUCUCGUAUGGAUCUGAUUCUUUCUAAUCCAGAGGAUAUUAUUAUCAAAGAAGGAGAAUCUCUAGAGGGUAUCAAUAAUUUUGAAUUAUUCUUAUAGAAAACGAUUGCAUGUAUUUCAUCGCGAAAGGUACCUGCUAUGCAGAAUAAAAAGAUAGAAUUUUCCAAUAAAACACUCAAAAUUAUCUUAGAAAUCUUGGGCCUGGAGACUACUUUGGAUUGUAAAAGAUAAGCCUCAGUUAUUGCAUAGAAUUACUCUACUUUAGCAAGACUCAGUUACGACAAAUUUAAAGAGGUUGUCUAAAAGUACCCUAAGCUUCAAACUUAAAUGAAGGGUUUUAUCAAAGGAUAUGACGAUCCUAUUACAAAAUUCAUGACAGAAACUCUAGAGAAAAUACCUUACUAUGAUUAUUUUGACGAUGAUGAUAGGAUCUCAAUAAUCUAUAACUUUACAAUGAAAAAUUACCAAAAGGGAUCUUUAAUUCAAGCCCAAGGAGAAAUCCCUGAAAAUCUUACAAUAAUAUCUCGUGGAGUCGCUUAAGUUUUUACAACAAUAAAGAGUGAAGAGUUUCCUUUAGAAUAUCUAUGCCAUGGCUCAAUUAUUAAUUAGAAUAUGUUUUUGCUUUAGCAACCCGUUCAAAUGCCAAUUAAAUGUAUUACUUCUGUGAUGGUGCUAAAUUUUUCUUUUGAAAAACUAAAGAUAAUUAGAGAUAAAAACUCAGAGAGUAAUCUCAAUAAGGAGCUUGACAUACUUACUAAGUUUUAUUAAAAGGAAGGUAUUGAAAAGAUCUACCUUGAUUAUAUAAGCCCAACUCCAUUCAAUUUAUAGGUUGAUGACAUAAAAUAUGCUAGAAGAUAGGAGUUAACAAGGUAGUUGAAAAAUGCAGCGAUCUAGGUACUUAUGAAUUACAGAAAGAAAAAUCAUAAAGUGAAUUUUAACGAUAUGCUUAAGGAUAUAAUUAAGAAGAUUAAAGAAUAAAAGAGAACAGAAAAGUAAAAGGCAUCUCUCUUAGCUAAAAGGAUUAGCGCAGGAGAAGGUACUGAAUUACCAGCUAUAACUGGUGAUUAAGCAUGUGAGAUUCAUACGUUUUUAAAUCAAAUGGAAAAAGCUGUUGAAUUUUAGAAGAAAAAAGCGAAGCAUGAUCAUAAUGAAUGA